GCAAGUGAAAAUUGUAAUAUGUUAAUUGUGUAAACAAUGUAUUUAAAAUAAUUCGUUUGUACAAAAGAAUAUUGAAAACUGUGUUAAAAAUUGAAUGUAUCAAUGUAGUACGUAAAUAUAUUUAAAAUGUCUUUAUCAGUAGAAUUAUUAAGACGCUUAAAUGCAGACGAAGAACCUUUACCCAAACGUUUAAAAUUAGCAGAAAAUGCAUUCUGUGCCAUUGAUAUACCAAUAAUACAUAAAGAAGAUCUUAUUCUGCAAUGGCUUUGUAAUAUGUGUCCCAUGGACCAAAAAGCUUGGGAUUCAUUAAAAAAUUGUUUGAAAACUGAAUAUUUAGAUAUUAAAAGUGAUGUAAUAAAAUUAUUGAUAAAAUUAUUCAUUGAAACAUUUGAAAAAGAUGUAAAACAUAUACGUGAGGAUGUUUUCGAAUGCUGUCAAUUAUUAACUUCUAAUAACAGGAUUGCACAAUAUUUUAUUAAUAAGCCAAAAGAUUUAGGACUUUUAACAAAGUCCUUAUUAGAAUGUGUAAAUAGUGUUUUUAAACACACCUUUAACAUUGGAAAAAAAUCAACAGAAGGAAUAAAGAUUUCAUUAAUUAACAAAAGCAAUGGAUUGAUACUGACAGCAUAUAAUACAGUAAUUUAUGUCGUAGAAAAUAUAAUACAAAUUUAUAAAUCUGCUUUUAUUACAAAAGAUAGUUUGAGAAUCAUGUUCAUACAUGAUAUCUUAUAUCCUUUGUGUGUUAUUAUUGACCACGACUGUACUGAUAAUACCAAUAGAUUAGGUGCAAUAACACAUAAAUGUAUUCAACAAUUAAUAUUUGGUAGAAAACAUACUCAAAGUGGAGAAUUUCUAAAAAACGAAGAUAUAACACAAUUUAGCAACUUACUAUCUAUUUUGACAGGAAAUGCAAAGACAAAAGAUUUCCAAAGUAAUUUAAUGACAUUUACUUUUCUCUUCCGUGUUGCAGUAAUUACUUUCAAAUCAGACACUGUUACAUUAGAUAUAAUAUUAAGAAAAUUAGUAGAAUGUUCUGGGACACAUAAAAUAGAAGUUUUGAAUACUUUUUUAAAAUGUUUAAAUGACAUAACUUUUAAUUUUGAUAAUAAAGUAAAUGAAAUUACAUUAUUUGAUUAUUGUCAAAAUAUAAUUAAUGAUAUUUUAUUAAGUAAAAGCAUGAGUAAUGCAGAUUACAAUCUCUUAAUACAAUUUUGUUAUUUUAAUCCUCUCAUAAUUGAAAGAAAAGUUAAAGAUAUACUAAGAAAAGUGUUUGUAGAAAAAUCAGUAUUGGAAUAUAAACAUUUAAUGAUUUCUAUUUUGGAUGCUUUUAUACACUUAAGGGAAGAGGAAAAAUUAAUUUCAGCAAUAUUAAUAGCAUUAAAAGAUAGUUUGUCUCAUGCAUCACAUCAUAUAUCAUCAGAAAGUAAUAUAUGUUUUCCAAGUGAAUUCAAAGAGAAGUUAAUGAAAGCUGUAAAUAAUGUAACAAAUUCACAAAGCAUAGUUAUGUUAAGAACAUUGACAUACCAUUUAAAGACUGAUUGCUUACAAAUGUUGGAACCUAAUAAUACUAGUGGAAAUAUUUUAAUAUUACGUGCUAUAGUUGAAUUGCUCAUUACAUUGUUAGAUGGUAUAUGCAUUUUUGAAUAUAGUAGAACAUCUACUUCCUACACAAAAUUUGUAAAUACAUUUGAUGAUGUAAGAAAUAUUCUAUCACUUUUACUGGUUAAAACAUUGAAUUCAAAUCAGGAUGAAGAAAUUGUAAUAUUAUUAACUGCAAUAUUCUCAUGGAAUGAAACACAAAGAGCUCUAAAAUACUAUGUGCCAAAUACUAUUUCAGAAAAUUUGAUAUUACCAAUAUCUGAGACUCAGUGGCAGCAACUGAUUAAAAAAAUUAAAAAAUUUGGUAAUGAAGAUUGUAAGAAUAAUAUGAACAAACUUAUUUUACAACAAGUUAAGAUGUCUCAAAAUACAUUAACUGAAUCUCCUGUGAUACUCAAGAGCUUGAUAGGUGGUUUAGAACGUUGUUGGGGUUUAAUAUUAAAAUUUGAUACAGAAAUAAUACCAUCUUUAAGUAAUGAACAAGUGUUAAAAUUAACACAUUUAUUAUUAGCAGACAUGGUUUCUAAUGCAAAUAAUUUUAACGAAUGGGUGAAAGUGUUACAUAAAAAUGAUUUAAAAGAAAAUAAAAGAUUAAUGAUAUUCAUAUUAACUGGUGUUUUUACACAAAUUGGAUAUUUAGCAACAGAAGGUAUAACAAAAUCUAUUAGUAAAUACCUUAAUGCAGAAUUGCUACUUGAAGCUGAAAUUGUUGAAUGUGAACAAAUAAAUGAUGUAUUAAUGUCUUUAAAGGAAGAAUUGCUAGUAAACAAAUGGGUACAAAUGCAAAAUACACUUUUACAUAAAAUUAAAGUAUAUUUAGAAAUAUUACUUCAUCUACCACUAAUAUUUUUGAAUACUAAUUUAAAAGUUAUAACACUUAUGUUCAUAUUUGCUGUUAGAAUGGAAUGUAAUCAGAGUAAUGAAAUAGCCUUCUUAUGCAAUAUAAUGUUUUCAGAUCUUUUGAAAAAGCCUAAUAUUGAUAUAUUUCAGUAUAUAGAUCCUUUUUUGUUGCUACAAUUGCUACCACAAAACAAAACGUUCAAAAAACCAUUGGAACUGUUUCUCAAAAAUUGUUCAUAUAAAAGUUUGAACAAAUUUAUAAAAUGUUCUACUAAUUCCAAGGAAAAUAUGUUUCUCUUAUUAGAAUCUAUGGAACAUGUUAAAUCAAAAUUAAAUGUUGACCAAAAAAUAAUAAUUAAAAAGGCGGAAAAAAAAUUAGUCAGAAUUGCAAUGGAGACUCUAUCCUUUGAAAUGAAAAAUUCAUAUGACAUGAAAAUAUUAAAUCUGCUAUUAAGAAUUGGUAUUAAAGAUGAAAACAUUGAUGAAAAAUUAAAGGAUGUUACAGAAUCAACAAUUGAAGACAUAUUUAUGAACAAUAAAAAUAAUAAGAUUACAAAUGAAUUAUUGCAAGAUGGUCUAAAACUUAUGGCUGUUAUUUUACAUAAUAAAAAAGUAUUUCACGUUAAAAAUCAAACUAUAAGAGCAAUUUGGUAUGUAUUAUUUAAAUAUCCAUGUAUAGAUGUACUUUCACCAUUAUUAGCAUCAAGUGAACUGAAUGAACUUUCUGAAUUUACUGAAGAAUUACACGAUCAGUUGGUUAAAACACUUUUAGGUAAACAAGAAAAUAAUCUAGAAAAUAUUUGUAUUAUAUGGAAUGCUAUAUUAAAAACAGAUAUGUCCAAUGAUCGCAAUAAGCUACGCUUAAUAGCUAUCAGUAACUUAAUUCAAACAAUGCAAACUGUAAAUAUACUAGAAAAAUUUUGGCCAACUUUGUUGAAACUAAUACACAAUAUUCUUGCUGCUAAGCAUUUGUAUCUUCCUGGUUAUAUUAUUGAUGUUAUUAUAACUGUUAGUUUAAAAUCAUUGCAAGCAAAUACAAUACUAAUUUUUAGUGAUUCAUUAGCAUUGUGCAAUGUACUGCUCAAAAUGAGAACAAAUCUAAUUAGCGAUAAGAUACCUUUAUUGUUAAUAUUGUACAGACAUAUAUUAAGUAUUUUUAUACAUAAAUCCAAAUCUAUCAUUAAUAAGUCCGAAGAGCACACAUUUAAGUGUCUUGCAUUAGAUAUUGAAAAGUUUACUAGUUCUUUAGUAAAGUUAAAGAAAGAUAUGAUUCGAAUAAGUCCUUAUUUAGUAGCGGAUUUACUAAAAUUAUUGUCAGAAAAUUCAAUACCAAACUUUAUUAAGAUGUCUAUACAAAAUUGUAUAAAUCAAUUAAUCAGUGUGUGUGACCAACAUGGACUUGCUUUAUUAUCACGAACACUACCUGUUUCAAUGCAAGAAAUUUUCAAAACUCAGUUAGAUACAUAUAACAAAUUUUAUAAAUUUAUUGGAAAAAUCUGAAUGAUCAUUAUAAAACAAUAUUCACAAAUUUGUACAUGAUAGUGUAUUUUAAUAUUGAUUAAAAUGAUAUUUUUAAUAAAGUUACUAAAUAAUUUUUUUAUUGGAAAAAGUAAUCUUUUAAAUAUUAUUAAACUAAAUCCAUAAUGACAACAGUAUUUGUCAAGAUCAUAUAUAUUCUUUAAUAUUCAUAUAUCUGUAUAAAAAUUCAAAAAUUUUUAACAUUAAAAAUAUAGAAAAUUCAAAUUACGUAACAUUGUAUAGUAGUACUUACCGCCUAUUCAUCGCCUAUGAUCGUUACGUGUCUUUUCGUUUAACAAAGGUUAUCUUCCGCUUUUUAUAAUUUUAACAAAGAUAUUUAAUAUUGUAAUAGUAACAAUAAACUUCUUAGGUCAGUAAUUAGUAAUGGUAAUCCACCAAACACGUGUUAAUGCUAUUGUGGUUACUGCAUUAGGAGUUGUUAGUGGUUAUUAUAUUUGGAAUGAACCAUUAAAACAAUACACUGAAAAAAAUUUUACUAACAAAGAUUUAAAUAAGCAAACAUCUGAUGGCGAAAAGCAAAUUCAGCAUAAGUUUUCCAACUAAGAUAGUUUUUGUUUCAUCCGUUAUUCUAGCAUGUUUUGCUGUUUAUAGAUUUAAGUAUGAAAAUUAUGCUUCAUUACACAAAAGGAAGGAACUUGAAAGACAAGCAGAUAUGUUGUAUGAAAAGCAAAGAGGAGAAAAUCUAUUAUGGGUCAAAAUCAAUUAAAAUAUUUGUACUGUCAUCAGAAUGUAAUGCAUAUAUUUAAUAAAUAAUCCAUUAAAUUA
This is a messenger RNA of Bombus terrestris (buff-tailed bumblebee), 4743 nucleotides long. RefSeq lists its product as uncharacterized. The transcript has 12 exons. The record is from RefSeq and is a predicted model, not a curated record. NCBI's taxonomy places the organism in Eukaryota, Metazoa, Arthropoda, Insecta, Hymenoptera, Apidae. The coding region runs from base 127 to 3939 and encodes 1270 amino acids.